Molecule: messenger RNA, 867 nt
Organism: Rotaria sp. Silwood1
Lineage: Eukaryota; Metazoa; Rotifera; Eurotatoria; Philodinida; Philodinidae
Source: the annotation of a GenBank genome assembly
AUGGCAUCGUCAUCAACAGAACUUUGUACCGAUCAUGAAGAUGAUUUGGCUAAGGACAAAGAGCGACAUGACAAUUAUAUACAAAAUCAAUAUGGUAUAAAAUUUCGUUACUUCAAUCAUUUAAAAAUCAAGGAGGAAUUAAAAUAUUCAAAGCAAUUUUGUCAAGCAUUAUGUAUGGUUGAAGAUUUGAUUGAUAAUGAUAAUUUAUGUUGUUAUUAUUCAUAUGUAUGCAAUGCUGAUUUACGUUGUAAAAAUAUCUUUAAAUUUGAAGAAGCAAAACGUGUUAUUGAAAAAACAAGGACAUUCAUUAUCGAUCUAUGCAACGUAAUCGAGUUUACAAUUGGUAUUUUGCCGAAUGAAUAUUCAGUUUUUCGUGGUGAUCCAUUCGUGACUCAUCAGUAUCGUGAUUAUAUUAUACUAGAUGAAACGUUAAUUAAUGGUUUUCGUGAAAGUCAAACAGAUUCAAAUGUUCAGUUCCAUAUGGAAGUUUUCUUAGUAUUUGCUAAAAUUGUUCGUGAGUUGGGUCAUGCAUUGUCAUAUCACUGUGGUCGUGAAUCUGGUAAUGCAAUUGAACGUUUAUUAUUUGGAUCUGUAAUUGAUGCACCUGGUCGAUUACGAAAGGAUAAAUAUAUUAUUCAAUAUUUAAUAUUAUCAGAUGGUAAAAUAUCAGGUGUGAUUGAAAAAAUUUGGAUCAGCUCAUUUGUGAAUGACGCUUUCAAUAUGCACAAAUUAAGAAAAAUUGAUUCAAUUGAACCUAUACCAUUUCAAUUUUUAACAAAAACUUUAAAAAGAAAACUUCAAUAUCUUGAUUGGAGUGGUGAUGACGAUACUGAAUAUGGACUGACUUCUAUGUUUUUUAAAGUGUAA